This is a messenger RNA of Quercus lobata, 3307 nucleotides long. Its product is annotated as G-type lectin S-receptor-like serine/threonine-protein kinase At4g03230. Gene Ontology annotation, biological process: recognition of pollen; protein phosphorylation. Bases 103 to 3060 code for a protein of 985 amino acids. The transcript is spliced from 8 exons. Gene Ontology annotation, cellular component: plasma membrane. The record is from RefSeq and is a predicted model, not a curated record. Gene Ontology annotation, molecular function: protein serine/threonine kinase activity; ATP binding. Lineage: Eukaryota; Viridiplantae; Streptophyta; Magnoliopsida; Fagales; Fagaceae.
GCCGAAACAGCAGAAGUUGCUGCAAUUAGAUGAUCGGCAACCACAUUGUAAACUCUACUCGUGCAGGUUCUCUUUUUCAUGGUGGUAACCAAAAGAAGAAAUAUGGAGGGAACAAUCGCAAUUAUUAAAGGAAUGUCAACAAACUGCAUGCUGACUUCCAUGUUCAUCUUGUACAUACCAGUACUGUUGUGUUCCUUUCAUGUUUAUUGCGCUGAUAGAAUUUCUUUGAGGUAUGGCGAGUUGAUUAGAGACAAUGAAACUCUGGUUUCGCCAGGGGGAGAGUUUGAAUUCGGAUUCUUUAGUCCUAGUGGAAGCUCUGGCUACAAAAGAUAUGUUGGGAUAUGGUACAAGUGGGAUAAGCGAACAGUUGUAUGGGUUGCAAAUCGAGAUGACCCGCUUGUCAAUUCCAAUGGAACUUUCGGAAUUGGAACAAAUGGCACGCUCCAGGUAUUGGAUACGAGUAGUAGGAAGGUUCAUUGGUAUUGGAAAGAUGAUUAUUGGUGUGAUUCGUGUACAAAUGCAAACAUGACUGUGAAUCUCAAGGAAUCUGGAAACCUGGUGCUUUACUAUAACGAGACAAGGCUGUGGGAGAGCUUUGAAAACCCAACGGAUACAUUUCUUCCACGCAUGUCGAUGAUGUCUUCAACCAUGAUUUUGACUUCAUGGAGAGAUCGUGAUGACCCUGGAAUUGGGAACUACACGAUUAAGAAAGAUCCAUUAGACGUAGGAGAUCUGAACACACUAAUCAUCUACCAAGGGAAUACGAUUUACUGGAAAAGCAUGAAGGAUGAUCGAUUGUCUACUAUUUCAGAUUAUUUCUCCAUGAACCCGUCAGGUUGUAAAAGAAGGUCUGAUUAUGAUAAAUCAUGUAUUGAUUACAAUGUAAGGUUGGUGAUGAAUUUUAGCGGGAUGAUAGAGGUUUGGAAGGAGAAGAACAGGACUUGGUCCUUGAUACAGGCAGAGCCGAGAAACAUUUGUGGUGUUUAUAAAUUUUGUGGAAAAUUUGGUAGCUGUAAUCCAAAUAAUAAAUUGCCAUGCAAAUGUUUGCCAGGGUUUAUGCCCGAUGUCCCUGAGAAGUGGCAUUCUGGAGAUUUCACAAAUGGGUGCUCCGAAAAUAACAAGGCCUGUGGGGACAGAAACACCUUCUUGAGCUUAAAGAUGAUGAUACGAGAGGAUAAACCACAAGAAAGUUAUAUGGUCAAUGAUGAAAACGAAUGCAAGGAGACGUGCCUUAAAAACUGCGAAUGUAAGUCUUAUUCAUAUGAUGAACAAGACUCAUGCCAGAUUUGGACGCAGGAUCUACUUAAUCUUCAAGAGGAGCAUCCCUAUGGUCAAAACCUUUCCGUCCGAGUAGCAAUUUCCGACAUAGAACCAACUGUACGAAAUUGCGUGCCUUGUGGCACAAACAUGAUCCCCUAUCCUCUUAGCACUAGCUCAAAUUGUGGCGAUCCUAUGUACUACAGUUUCGACUGCAACACUACCACAGGUCAGGUUAGCUUCAAGGCACCAAAUGGGACAUAUCGAGUCAGUGGUAUCGAUCCAAAUACGCAGAAGUUUUUUAUCCAAGUCAAGGAUGGACGAAGUCUACGGCUAAACCAGUCGUUGCCAUUCAAUUUAACUGGUCCAAGAAACUCUAGUUCUAAUGUUUCAUCUAAUAUUACAAAUGAUGCUGAGAUUGCUUGGGACCCACCACUGGAGCCAAUCUGUAAUUUAACUGCAGAUUGCUUGGAUUGGCAACAUUCAUCUUGCAAAUCAGCAAGUGAUGGGAAGAGGAGGUGCCUUUGCACCGUAAGCUUUCGAUGGGAUGGCACAAACUUAAGUUGUACAAAAGUUUCUUGGCCAUUAGAGAAAAGAAUAAUAUUGCUUCUGAUUGUUGGAAUAACUAGUGUGAUUGUUCUCUGCGUCAUUAUUGUUAUGUACAUAUGGCGAAGAAAGAUGACCAAGAGAAAAGAACAUAGGCUUAUUGAUCAAAGAAAUCGAGCACAUCGCAUGUUAUGCAGUGAAAGCCAUGUCCAAGACUUGAUAGACUUAGGUGAGUUCAAAGAAGAAGAUAAGAAAGGCAUAGAUUUACCAUUUUAUGAUUUGGAAAGCAUACGAGUUGCUACACAUAACUUCUCAAUUGAAAACAAGCUGGGACAAGGAGGCUAUGGACCUGUGUAUAAGGGCAAGCUUCCAAGUGGUCAAGAAAUUGCAGUAAAGAGACUUUCAAAAGUCUCGGGUCAAGGUUUAAAAGAAUUUAAGAAUGAGGUGAUAUUGAUUGCAAAACUCCAGCAUCGGAACCUUGUCAAGCUCUAUGGAUAUUGCAUAGAAGGGAAUGAAAAAAUUUUACUUUAUGAGUACAUGCCUAACAAAAGUUUAGACUUCUUCAUAUUUGAUCAAAAGCAAAGUGUAAUUUUGGAUUGGGAGAUGCGUUUCAAUAUCAUUUUGGGAAUUGCUCGAGGGCUUCUUUAUCUUCACCAAGACUCUAGAUUAAGGGUCAUUCAUAGAGAUUUGAAAACUAGCAAUAUUCUUCUAGAUCAUGAAAUGAACCCCAAAAUAUCAGACUUUGGAUUGGCGAAGAUUGUUGGCGGCAAACAAACUGAAGCAAUCACAAGCAAAGUAGCUGGAACUUAUGGCUAUAUGUCUCCGGAAUACGCAUUAGAAGGAAUCUUCUCAAUCAAAUCCGAUGUUUUUAGUUUUGGUGUAGUUCUACUUGAGAUUAUAAGUGGAAAGAAGAACACAAGUUUUUAUCAAUCACAACAAGCAAUGAGACUUCUAGGUUAUACAUGGGGACUGUGGACCAACAACAAAUUGUUGGAUUUAAUGGACGAGACCCUACGAGAUACUUGCAUUGCAGAUCAGUUUGUAAAGUGCCUAAAUAUUGGUCUCCUAUGUGUACAAGAUGACCCAAGUGAUCGCCCAACCAUGUCAAUUGUUAUCAAGAUGCUUGAUGGUGAAACUUUGAACCUUCCAACUCCUAAACAACCAGCCUUCUUCAUAAGGAGAGACCAAUCCAACUCAACUUCUUCUACUAGACCAGAAUCAAUUAAUGAAGUAACGAAUAGUCUAGAAGGACGAUGAUGCAUGGUGAAGGUUCACGAGUCUUGCUGUUCUUUUAUGAUUACCCUUGUAAAGUUAAUCGUGCAUCCACAAGGAGAUAAUGUAAAUAUGUGUCCGUAAUUAUAUUCCUUUGCUGCUGGAUGCUUCUUUCAGGUAACUGUAAAUCAUUUCCCGUGUUUGUUGCACUGGAGUUUUGAAAAAUAAUGGAUAAGAUUUGAGGUGUUUUAUAUUGCGCUUGGACUUGCUAUUUUAAAGAACUUUUUGUAUG